CACAUUUUAUUUAGCAGUCGAGUAAUGUAUACAAAAUAAGCGGCGGCUAUUUUUUGUUAUUUUAAUGAAACACAGUGGAUUGCGAUGAGCACGAACGUAGUUGUGAGCAUGGAGGAGAAGGCGCUGACCGACGACCUGCCCUACUUUCCGGAGAAGUAUCCGGGCAAGAUGUGCUGUUUAUGCAACCUGGGGGAGAAGAGUGCCUUGGGCCAGGGUGAGAUUCUGCAGCUGAAGGCGCCCUCCGCCACCGAAAUGAAGGAUAAAUAUCCAAUGGAUCGGCUGGCGGAGGACGGUAGCAGGCUGUUCUACGGCCAGAAGCAGGUCUCCCUGCCCGCGGGCGAUUGCCACUACGAGCUGGACAAGAUCGGACAGCCGGAGGUGGUGCAUCCCGCCGAGUUCCUCGAGGACGGAUUUCUCUACGUGCACCGCAUGUGCAUCAUGUGGUCACUGCGCAAGAGCCAGCUGAGCGAGGCGGAUGCCACGUACUUUGCCAGCCACUUUGCGGAGUUCCUGGAGCAGAAGUGCAACUUUUGCGGCCGCCACGGGGCCUCCAUCAACUGCAAGAUGAACUGCCGCCAGGUGCACCACUGGCCAUGUGCGGCUGCCGCCGGCUGCCUCCUCAUCUUGGAGAGCUUCACUGUCUUCUGCACGGAGCACUUGAGCCAAGUGCCUGUGAUAUGCAGCGACAAUAACGUGGAGUGCCUGACCUGCUCCUCGCUGGGGGACCUGUCCAAACUGAUCAUGUGUAGUACCUGCGGAGACCACUUCCAUUCCACCUGCAUUGGGCUGGCCAAUCUGCCAGACACUCGUUCUGGCUGGAACUGCGCCCGCUGCACCAAGUGCCAGAUUUGUCGUCAGCAGGACUCGAACGACACCAAGUACGUCAAGUGUGAGCAGUGCCAGAAGAUCUACCAUGCCUCUUGCCUGCGACCUGUUAUCUCAGCGAUUCCAAAAUACGGCUGGAAGUGCAAUCGCUGUCGCGUCUGCACGGAUUGCGGAUCGAGAACUCCUGGCGGCGGCAGUUCCUCCCGCUGGCACAGCCACUACACAAUCUGCGAUUCGUGUUAUCAGCAGCGUAACAAGGGUUUCUCCUGCCCCAUUUGCCAGAAGGCUUACCGAGCAGCCUCCCACAAGGAAAUGGUCAAGUGUAGCUGGUGCCACAAAUUUGUGCACAGCACGUGUGACGAAGAGGCGGAUCUAACGGCCUACCACAAGAAAAAGGAGCAGAAUCCCGACUACGAUUACGUGUGCCCCAACUGCAAAAGUAAUUCUUCGGGUGCGGGGCAAUCGCAACAGGCAAUCGACUCGAUCGUCUUGUCCACCAUGGAUUCGUCGUCAGAGCAACUGAGUGUCAAAGAAAUGGAGCUCGACCCGCUGGAGGGCAAACCCACAAUGGAUCCGUUCGGCGAUGAACUGCAGAAGCUGCCCGCGGGCAAGAAAAAAGUGUGCCUUUCGAAUGUGCGCGGCAAGAGCGGCAAGUUUGUGCUGCACCGCAUGGGCGUCAUGUCGCAGAUCAGCAAGAAGCGCGGCACGCGGGGCAAGGGACGCCAACUGGUGCUGCCCAGCAUCUCCAGCGAUCGCUGCCUGAAUCGCAGCAUGGACAACGACUUGACCAGCGACAAGAAGAUGCUGCUCUGCUCGGCGCGGGACAAGUUUAUUCAGGCCCAGGAUAUCUGCGUCAUGUGCGGUUCGUUGGGCAUCGAGAGCGAUUCGGUGAUGAUCACAUGCGCCCAGUGCGGCCAAUGCUAUCAUCCGUACUGCGCCGGCGUAAAGCCCUCGCGGGGCAUCCUGCAGAAGGGCUGGCGCUGUCUGGACUGCACGGUGUGCGAGGGAUGUGGCAAGAAGAACGACGAGGCGCGCCUCCUCCUGUGCGACGAGUGCGACAUUUCCUACCACAUCUACUGUGUGAAUCCACCGCUGGAAACUGUGCCCACGGGCAACUGGAAGUGCUCGUUCUGCACGCUGUGCCAGAAGUGCGGCCGCAAUCCGCAAUCCACCGAGAAGAACGAGUUCGGGGACUCCAACCUGCUCGAGUGUCCGCCCUGCACCAGCCAAUCGUCGUGUCCCGUGUGCAAGAACACGUACAGCAACGGCGAGAUGAUCAUCCAGUGCGAGCACUGUGAGCUCUGGUCGCACUUCCUCUGCGACACCAUCAACGCGCAGCUGACCAUCGAUCACUACGACAAUAAUGUGUACAAGUGCUCGAAAUGCCGCUGCUCAACGAGGAGCACACUGUCGCUGAUGGAUGCCAAGUUUGGCAACGAGGAUACGCCGGCCGUUGGACCGCAGUCGAGCAAGGCAUUCGUGCAUAUCACAGCCACCUCCGGACCGGGCUUCGAUGCCAAGAGUGGGGGCCACCUCUCGCUGGCCAACGAUGUGCCCGAGCCGGCCCCCGAGGCCAUCCAUUGGAUUGACGGGGUGUGUCUGAGCGAAAGCGGUCUGGGCAUGAUCAAGUCCCUGUCCACGGAGAUCAAGCGGAAGCGCAAGAUGCGUCAGGCCAUCGGGAAUGGCAAGGACGGAGCGGCGGAGGGCGGCGCUGAGGAGGCGCUCGAGAAGUACAAGGACGGCAUGGUGUGGGAUGGCACGGAGAACGCCAUUCCCGAGGGUUUCACCAUCACCACCAACGACGAGGGAGUGCAUAUCUUGCGUAAAAAGCGCCAGCGGAAUCUGCAGAAGCUGGGCAUCGGUGGCUUCUCCGUUCGCAAUCGAGGCUUGAAAAAGGACAGCGAGGAGACGACGGCCGCUGACCAGUUGAACUCGCUCAUGACCAUGGACAAGAAGAAAAAGAUCAUACGCAAGAAGCAAAAGAACAAGCUAAUCGAAGCCUAUCCUGUCUACCUGCAGGAGGCAUUCUUCGGCAAGCCGCUGCUGGAGGCCGGCGAGUUUGUCAUGGCCGAGUCGGAUUCCUCGGACGAAAUUGAUGCCUCCAUGAAGGUGUACUUCACGCGCCCCGAGGGCAAGAGUCCCGCCCAACAGGAGACCCCUGUGGUGAGCAAGAGUCCUGCAAAAUCGCUGAAGAAGGUCAAGGCUGAGCUUAAAACUGAGAACAAGACGGUUUUCAUUGAACAAAUGCCCAUGGGAAUACAGCAGAAAAGCGCUGUUGCUCCAGUUUCCAACGUUUUCGAUCCUUUACAAACAGAGAUUUCGAAUACUGUGUUUGCCAACAGGCAUCCUUUGGACACUUUGGCUUCACCCAAUAUUCCGGAACUAGACACGGUUAACUCGGUGAAUGCAGUGCCCUCAACUGAAAUUAUUGAAAAGCCAAUGCGGGAAUCACCUGUGGUCUUGGUCGAUAAUUAUAUGGUGCCCAACCAGUUGCCACCGGAUCAAAAGUUCCACAACCAACUAUAUUUGCCUGGAAACAUUGCGGUGAACCCCGCUCAACAGAUUCAUUUCCGUCAGCAGCCCGAUCAUUUGAAGGCACAAAAUGCCAAUAAACAGAAUAUGCAGGCCAUAAUGGGCCAAGUAGUUCUGCAAACCGAAAAGAGACCUGACGAGGAACCCAAGGCCGUGGAACCCGUGGCGGAAAACCUCAAUGCUGGCACCCAGAAGACAGCUGAGAAAAUGCGAAAGGAUGAGGACCUUGGUCUAAUGGCCACCAUUUCCGCUGUACUGUAUGCCAAUACGGAGCAUCCGAACCUUAAGGAGUUGUUCCCCAACUGGAAUGAUCGCUGCAAACAGAUUCUGAAGCGCUGGCGAUCGCUGUGCAACGAGAAGAAGGCUCCGUUUCUGCAAAAAGCAAAGGACAAUCGCUCCGCAUUGCGACAGAGGCGUGAGCAAAACAAAAUCCCCAUGCCACCGAAACCACAAAAGCAAGAGGAGAUGGUUAGAGUGUGGAAACAGCAGCCCAAACUGAAGGAAGACCAGCCGAAUAUGUUUGUCACGUACAAUGGAAAUGCCUAUGACAUGGCCAGCUACGUUGGUGGCCAGGUGCAGCCAACGCCCAAUAACGCCAACCCGCAUCAUGUGAUGCCAAACAUAAACGACAAUUUGGUGAUCAAGGCCACGAUGCAAAGGACUCAAGUGCAAGCGACCACAGCUUCUACCCUGAAGAUGACGCCCGUGGACAGUCGGCUGGAGUUGAACACGGUGUAUGGCAGCGAGCCCAUCGGAGAUAAGAAGCUAAGAAACCUACUGCAAAAGAACAGCACGGAGCCCAUGCUCAUGGGAGCCAAUUCGGACCUGUUCCUACCAAACGAUGUCAUGCGGCUGGGCAUGAUGCAGAAUACCCCCAUCACACAGAACAAUCCGAUGUUGAGCAUUAGCGGAAAAUCCCAGCCAUCCGAUGGCAGGGCCUUGGAGCAGGACGUAAAGAUGACCGAGCCGCAGGAGGCCACUCCUUCUGCCGUCGAGCUGGAGAACGUGGGCUUUAGUGACCUCCUGGGCGGACUGGGCGAGGGCGACGACGAUGAUCUACUCAAAUCGCUCACCUCCGAAAUGGGAGAUGACUUCAAUAUUCUGGAGUAUGCGGACCCGGAACUGGAUGUCAAUGUUCUUAACUCGCUGGAUUUUGAUGACAAUGAGAAGUGCUCUACAUAGAAAAGAAUCACAUAAAUGGAAAUAAAGAUAAUUGCAAUAUUUAAUAAUA
This is a messenger RNA of Drosophila elegans, 4588 nucleotides long. It is a transcript of the gene Lpt, whose product is annotated as histone-lysine N-methyltransferase 2C. The record is from RefSeq and is a predicted model, not a curated record. Gene Ontology annotation, molecular function: histone binding; histone H3K4 methyltransferase activity; transcription coactivator activity. Lineage: Eukaryota; Metazoa; Arthropoda; Insecta; Diptera; Drosophilidae. The coding region runs from base 85 to 4539 and encodes 1484 amino acids. Gene Ontology annotation, cellular component: MLL3/4 complex. The transcript is spliced from 9 exons. Gene Ontology annotation, biological process: positive regulation of transcription by RNA polymerase II.